Molecule: messenger RNA, 1506 nt
Organism: Cottoperca gobio
Lineage: Eukaryota; Metazoa; Chordata; Actinopteri; Perciformes; Bovichtidae
Gene: nme7
Product: NME/NM23 family member 7
Exons: 12
Coding region: 133-1257 (374 amino acids)
Biological process (GO): UTP biosynthetic process; GTP biosynthetic process; CTP biosynthetic process
Cellular component (GO): centrosome; axonemal microtubule
Molecular function (GO): ATP binding; nucleoside diphosphate kinase activity
Source: RefSeq, a predicted model, not a curated record
GGUGAAUGUACCUUGAACGCACCUUGGUUGGUCACUGGAGUUACUAUAGAAACGGAGCAAAGCGCGCUGAUGGCUAACGCUAGCUAAAACAGUAUCAGCACUUUAGAUGUAAACUUUGUUCAUUUGUAGAACAUGGAGGACCGCUACGCCUUUCUUACUGAGUGGUACGACCCGACUGCAGCUCUCCUGCGGCGCUACCAACUCUUCUACUACCCACAAGACCGCUCAGUGGAAAUGUUUGAUGUAAAAAACCAGCGAAUAUUUCUGCGAAAGACCAAAUAUGAGGAGCUCAAUCAAGAAGAUCUGUUCGUUGGGAAUCGAGUGAACGUGUUCUCACGGCAGCUGAAUCUGAUUGAUUACGCAGAUCAGUACACAGCCAACAAACUGGGCAGCAAAAAAGAAAGAACUCUUGCUUUGAUAAAGCCAGAUGUUGUCACCAAGAUCGGAGACGUCCUUGAUUUGAUUUACUCGUCCAACCUGAUCGUGACCAAAGCCAAAAUGACAACGCUUACAUGGAAGCAAGCGGCAGACUUUUAUGUGGAACAUCAGUCAAAGCCUUUCUUCAAUAACCUGGUGCAGUUUGUGUCCUCGGGCCCCGUGGUUGCCAUGGAGCUGAUGGGUGAUGAGGCCAUGUCUAUCUGGAGGAGGCUCCUGGGACCCGCCGAGUCUGCUGCGGCGCGGAAGGAGGCGCCGCAGAGCGUCCGUGCCCAGUUUGGAACAGAUGGCAUCAAAAAUGUUGGUCAUGGCUCUGACUCACUUGCUGCAGCAGCCAGAGAGCUUGAAUUCUUUUUCCCAUCCACAAUUGGCCAUGGUCCCCCGAAUACAGCCAUCUACACAGACUGCACAUGCUGCAUCAUCAAACCUCAUGCCUUAUCAGAAGGUCUGACCGGGAAGAUCCUGAACUCCAUAUCUGCAGCUGGAUUUGAAAUCUCAGCCCUUCAGAUGUUCAACGUGGACCGGGCAAAUGCAGAAGAGUUCUAUGAAGUUUACAAAGGGGUUGUCACCGAGUAUCCUAGUAUGGUGACCGAGCUGUGCUCCGGACCCUGCAUGGUCCUGGAGAUCCACGGCACCGACGCACCGCAGUCAUUCAGGGAAUUCUGUGGACCCGCCGAUCCAGAAAUUUCACGACACCUCCGUCCGGCCACGCUGCGUGCUCUUUACGGAAAAGACAAAGUGAAAAACGGCGUCCACUGUACGGACCUCCCUGAAGACGGCCCUCUGGAGGUGCAGUAUUUCUUCAAGAUUUUGGACGCGUGACGGCAACAAGAAAACAUGUAACUACACAUUCAGACUUGACAGUUGUCUCAUUUUUCUGUUUAUUGUUUCAGCCUUAUGCAGAUUAAAUAAAGUGACAAGAGCAGACUCCUGACAAGUGUUUGUGAUCUUCAACAUUGAAUUAAGUAUUUUUCACACCAACUAAACAUCUUAUUACAACGGGAUACUGCAUUGCCUCUGAUAUUCUCUAACUUUUUUUGACCAGCGACUUUGGUUUUGGAUUCAUACAUU